Messenger RNA from Hansenula ciferrii, 1428 nucleotides. Its product is annotated as MCT family MFS transporter. The transcript has a single exon. Lineage: Eukaryota; Fungi; Ascomycota; Saccharomycetes; Phaffomycetales; Wickerhamomycetaceae. The coding region runs from base 1 to 1428 and encodes 475 amino acids. Gene Ontology annotation, biological process: transmembrane transport. The record is from RefSeq and is a predicted model, not a curated record. Gene Ontology annotation, cellular component: fungal-type vacuole membrane. Gene Ontology annotation, molecular function: transmembrane transporter activity.
AUGAAAGAAUUAGAGGUUUUGAGAAACUCACAACUGACAAAAAUUUAUACUAGUGGUCAAAUUAAAGAAACAACUUUUGAAAAUUUAAAAUCGACAGCUUCAGCUAUAGGUUCUGGAUUUAAUUUAAGACAUGAAGGUAAUUCCAUUGAAUUAGAAAAUUAUAGAAAUAAUGGUGAUAGUACUCAAGAAGUUUCAAAUUCAGAUAUUAGUAUUGUUCAUGAAGAUUUAGAAUUUCCUGAAGGUGGAUUAAAAGCAUAUCUUGUUGUAUUUGGUUCAUUUAUGGGAUUGGUCCCGGUGUUUGGUCUUGUUAAUUCUAUUGGUGCUAUUCAAGCUUAUGUUGGUACUCAUCAAUUAGCUAAUGUUUCUACUUCUUCUUUAUCCUGGAUUUUUUCAAUUAAUAUAUUUAUUGCAUAUUUCUUUGGUAUUUUUGCUGGUGUGUUCUUUGAUAGAAAUGGUACAAGAACUUUAUUAAUCUUGGGUUCUUUAUUAUUCACUGGUGGAUUAAUGGCAACAGGGAAUUGUCAAACUGUUUAUCAAUUCGUUUUAGCUUUAGGUGUUGUUGUUGGAUUAGGCUUGGGGAUGUUGAUUUCUCCAUUAGUUGGUGUUGUAUCUCAUUAUUUUAAGAAAAAAAGAGCUACUGCUGUUAGUAUUGCUACAAUUGGUGGUUCUGUUGGUGGGAUAGUUAUGCCUUUGAUGCUUAGAUCUUUAUAUUCAAAAGUUGGGUUUGCAUGGGCUAUGAGAAUUUUAGCUUUUAUGUGUAUGGGAUGUUUCUUAUGUUCAAUAUUAUUUGCAAAAGAAAGAAUUUCUGCAAAAAAGGAAUUAGAAAAUGAUCAAACUUUAAAUGAAGACGUACGUCUUUCAGAAGAUAAUAAUUCUUCUCUUAAAGAUUUAUUCAAAAUUUAUAUAUCUGAUGUCUUGGAUUAUAAAUCAUUAUUUGAAAUUAAAUUUUUAUUUUGUGCAUUAGCAAUUGCACUUGUUGAAUCUUCUUUAGUUGUAUGUUCAGUUUAUUUCCCCUCGUAUGCAAUCAAAAGAGGUUUUAAAGAAGAAACUUCAUAUUUAUUAGUCACUAUUGUCAAUACAACAGGAAUUUUAGGUCGUUAUAUUCCAGGUUAUAUAGCAGAUAAAUUCUUGGGAAGUUUUAAUGUUGUUAUAUUAACAAUUAUCGGUACUGUCCUUGUUAGUUUUACAAUGUGGUUACCAUUUGGUCAUAGUUUAAAAGUUCUUUAUGCAUAUUCUGCAUUGUAUGGAUUUUGUUCAGGUUCUGUAUUAUCAUUAUCACCAGUUUGUUGUGGACAAAUUUCAAGAACUGAUCAAUUUGGGAAAAGAUAUAGUACAAUGUAUUUGAUUGUUUCAUUUACAAUGCUUGCGGCUAUUCCAAUUGGUGGGGCAAUCAUUGGUAAAGGUUCUAUUGUCAAUUAUAAUAAUUAA